AUGACCAAGUCACAGGAGGCAGUGACGUUCAUGGACGUGGCUGUGGUCUUCAGUGAGGAGGAGCUGGGGCUGCUGGAUGCUGCCCAGAGGAAGCUGUACCAUGACGUGAUGCUGGAGACCUUCAUGAACCUUCUGUCAGUGGAAGCGCAGAGUCCAAACAAGAUGGAGUCUCUUCAUGAAACGGGAUUUAGGUUGGUUUCGCUGGGGCAGCCUCCAUGCUGGCAAAUGGCAAGCCAUGAUGUCAUCAAACUGGCCAGAACUCCAGAAGCUGAAAUAAACACUCAUGGAAAGGGUCCUCACUUCCUGGAGCAGUGUCACUCCUCCUGCCACAUGGGAGCAGAAGAGACUCCCCGGGCCUCUGAGGGUGAUGGCUGUCCUGAGAGUCUCACAAGGGACCUUUCCAGCAUUACUAAAAUCCAUGAAUUGCUGUUCUGGAUAGCUCAGAGUUCUUGGAAUAAAACACAUCUUACCCAGAGACAAAACCAUCAGAAACAGUGUCUGCAGACUCCAGUGCAAAAGAAGCCACAGCUGUUGGAUUUGGGUGUUGACAUUCUGAGCUGCCCUUCCAACCAUAAUAACAAUAUCCUGCAUAAAACAGACAAAGCCCACAGCAGCAGUGACCUUGGUAAAGUCAUCUUUCCUGUGUCACCUGUCACCCAGCAUCAUGUUUACACAGAACAGAAGACUUCCCAGUGCAGCCAGGGCCAAGAAGCCUUCACUGACAGCCCCAGUCUGGAACUCCAUCAGCAGGCCCUCUUGGGAAAGGAGUCCCCCGUGCAUAGUACACAUGAGGACACCGGCCAUAGCUCCAAUGUCCCCAUUCAACAAAGUGCUCAUCCAGGGAAAAAGCGCUACUGGUGUCACAACUGUGGCAAGGGUUUCAGUCAGAGCUCAAACCUUCAGACUCACCAGAGAGUGCACACGGGGGAGAAGCCCUAUACCUGCCCCGAGUGCGGGAAGAGCUUUAACCAGAGCUCACACCUGUAUGCUCACCUGCCCAUCCACACGGGGGAGAAGCCGUACAGGUGUGACAGCUGCGGGAAAGGCUUCAGCCGCAGCACAGACCUCAGUAUCCACUGCCGAGUGCACACGGGAGAGAAGCCUUACAAGUGUGGGGUGUGUGGGAAGGGCUUCACACAGAGGUCACAUCUCCAGGCCCACGAGAGAACUCACACAGGAGAGAAGCCGUAUAAGUGCGGAGACUGUGGCAAAGGCUUCAGCUGUAGCUCGAACCUUCACACCCACCAGAGGGUCCACACUGAGGAGAAACCGUACAGGUGCGACAAGUGCGGGAAGAGCUUCAGUUUGAGUUUCAAUCUUCACAGCCACCAGCGGGUCCACACGGGUGAGAAGCCAUAUAAAUGUGAGGAGUGCGGGAAGGGAUUCAGUUCGGUCUCAAGCCUCCAAAGUCACCAGCGGGUCCACACAGGAGAGAAGCCAUUUCGCUGCGACGUGUGUGGGAGGGGCUUCAGUCAGAGCUCAUAUUUUCAAGCCCACCAGAGAGUUCACACCGGGGAAAAGCCGUACAGGUGUGACGAGUGUGGGAAGCGUUUUAACUGGAGCUUGAACCUUCACAAUCACCAGAGAGUCCACACUGGGGAGAAACCCUACAAAUGUGAGGAGUGUGGCAAAGGCUUCAGUCAAGCCUCCAAUCUCCAGGCCCAUCAGAGCGUCCACACUGGCGAGAAGCCGUUCAAAUGCAACUCGUGCCAGAAGCGGUUCAGUCAGGCCUCGCACCUCCAGGCCCACCUGAGGGUGCACACGGGGGAGAAGCCCUACAAGUGUGACACGUGUGGGAAAGCCUUCAGCCAGAGGUCUAAUCUCCAAGUCCAUCAGAUAAUUCACACCGGGGAGAAGCCAUUCAAGUGUGAGGAGUGUGGGAAGGAAUUCAGCUGGAGCGCUGGGCUCAGUGCUCACCAGAGAGUCCACACAGGAGAGAAACCCUACACGUGUCAGCAGUGUGGAAAGGGCUUUAGUCAGGCUUCACACUUCCAUACACACCAGAGGGUCCACACCGGGGAGAGGCCCUACAUCUGCGGCAUCUGCUGUAAGGGCUUCAGUCAGAAAUCACAUCUCAUCUACCACCAGCGGGUCCACACUGCAGGGAACCUCUAG
Molecule: messenger RNA, 2115 nt
Organism: Acomys russatus (golden spiny mouse)
Lineage: Eukaryota; Metazoa; Chordata; Mammalia; Rodentia; Muridae
Product: zinc finger protein 235-like
Exons: 3
Coding region: 1-2115 (704 amino acids)
Biological process (GO): regulation of transcription by RNA polymerase II
Cellular component (GO): chromosome
Molecular function (GO): chromatin insulator sequence binding
Source: RefSeq, a predicted model, not a curated record